Closterium sp. NIES-65 is the source of this 435-nucleotide messenger RNA. Lineage: Eukaryota; Viridiplantae; Streptophyta; Zygnematophyceae; Desmidiales; Closteriaceae. The record is from the annotation of a GenBank genome assembly.
AUGGCUGGUGCGAUUUUGUCUAUCUGCUUGCACUUCGCUCAGUCAACCAGCUCAUCGGCUGCUUCUGGACGCCAUUUCGUUUCUCUUAUCCUAUUAUACUCUGGUGCAGUUGCAGCUGUAGCAGUGCACGUUCUCUUGCGCGAGAAGGCAGGAGGGUCGGCUAGAAUGGCUCCCAAGGCCAUCAAGGAGAUCCGGAAGUUUGCUGCGAAGGCCAUGAACACCAAGGAUGUGCGUGUGGAUGUGAAGCUCAACAAGCAAGUAUGGUCACGCGGUGUGCGCAAUGUUCCCCGCCGUGUGCGCGUGCGCAUUGCUCGGAGGCGCAACGAGGAUGAGGACGCCACUGAGGAGUUCUACUCCAUUGUCACCGUGGCUGAUCUCCCUGCUGAGGGCUUCAAGGGUCUUGGCCCCAAGGUGGUGGAGGACGAGGAGGCCUAA